ACCAACUGCACGCAUUUUGCCUGGUCGAACUGGAAUGGCGGAACGUGCACACUGAAAGGCGGCUCGGUUAGCAAACAGGAUGCCGUGGACAGCGGAGACUCCUCCACGGUGUGCGGCGUGAUUCGUGAUAGAGCGGCGGAGGUGGUCAGUCGAGCGGCGGCAUCCAGUGGCAAGGCAACUGGGCGAUGGGCUGCGACUUCCCGGGCAACGAUCUCGGUCAGGCGGCGAUGCCUGGCGAACGCUGCGGCGGACAUUGUGCCAGCAACCCGGCCUGCACGCACUUUGCAUGGUCCAACUGGAACGGCGGCGUCUGCACGCUCAAGGGCGGAUCCAUCAGCAAGGCAAACGCUAUCAAUAGCGGCGACACAUCCACAGUCUGUGGAGUCAUCCGCGAAAAUCCGGAAAAUAGUGGUGGACAGCCGUCCGGCUCAAACAGAGUGUUUGAUGUGUUGGCAACGCGCCAUGCUGCGCACGAAUCCGGGUCUUGUGAACUGCCAUCCGCUUCUUAUACUGUUCAGUGGCCAGUGAGGCUGGGCGAUAUUGGUUCUUUGCAGGAUCUAAAAUAUUCACCUGGAAUGUGCGGACAAGUGCUGAACAUUGACUGCAGGAGCGGAGCGCUGGAUACCAUCGUCAACAACGCCAAUUUGGGCGGAGGCCUGGAUCUAUACGCUUCGACGUGGGAUCGCGCAACCGACAGCAAGCCCCCUGGUGAAAGUAGAUGCUCGGUCAUUCUCUCCACUCGCAAUGCUAUGGACGCGAAUGGCCCACAGUGCUUCUAUGCUCCCACAUCAGAAAAGAACAACGCCUUUUUCAAACUGUUAGGCGUUUUCAACACUAACGGCCAGGUGGGGGUAAGCGCCAGUCUGGACGGACGACCCGGAUCGUUCAACGGACUGCAGCCGUACUUCGCCUUCCAUGGUGGUCCCAUUGAUUCUGGAGCGCAAGCGGUGUUUAGGUUUUCUGACGGCUCGACCUUCAGCACUUCUUUGCGAGACUGUAUAGCACAAAGCGGAGUCCAAAUGUGGAGUUGACCUUUUUGUAGCGGCUCUUGAAAUCUUGGUUGUACUGCAUAAGUGACUAAAGCUGGACCAUAAACUGGCGAAGAG
Messenger RNA from Paramacrobiotus metropolitanus, 1106 nucleotides. RefSeq lists its product as uncharacterized. The transcript has a single exon. Bases 186 to 1031 code for a protein of 281 amino acids. The record is from RefSeq and is a predicted model, not a curated record. NCBI's taxonomy places the organism in Eukaryota, Metazoa, Tardigrada, Eutardigrada, Parachela, Macrobiotidae.